Messenger RNA from Hydra vulgaris (swiftwater hydra), 996 nucleotides. The record is from RefSeq and is a predicted model, not a curated record. Lineage: Eukaryota; Metazoa; Cnidaria; Hydrozoa; Anthoathecata; Hydridae.
AUGGGAGAAAAAGGGACAGAAGAAUUACUUAAAUAUUUACAUUCGUUAGGUUAUAAAGGUAUAGAAGAUGCAAUAGAUAAUGCUGUAAAAGAAGGUCAACUUGAAAUAUUAAAAUAUUUACAUGAAUUAGGGUAUAGAGGACCUGAAGAUUUAAUUGAUAUUGCUGUGAAAGAAGGUCAACUUGAAAUAUUAAAAUAUUUACAUUCGUUAGGUUAUGAAGGUAUAGAAUAUGCAAUAGAUAAAGCUGCAAAAGAAGGUCAACUUGAAGUAGUAAAGUAUUUACAUGAAUUAGGGUAUAAAGGAACAAAAGAUGCAAUUAAUUACGCUGCAGAAAAUGGACAUCUUGAAGUACUUAAAUAUUUACAUGAAUUAGGGUAUAAAGGAACAAAAGAUGCAAUUAAUUACGCUGCAGCAAAUGGUUCUGAAUGGGCAAUUGAUUACGCUGCAGAAAAUGGAAGUUUAAAUGUUCUUGAAUAUUUACAUGAAUUAGGGUAUAAAGGAACAAAAGAUGCAAUUAAUUACGCUGCAGAAAAUGGAAGUUUAAAUGUUCUUGAAUAUUUACAUGAAUUAGGGUAUAAAGGAACAAAAGAUGCAAUUAAUUACGCUGCAGAAAAUGGACAUCUUGAAGUACUUAAAUAUUUACAUGAAUUAGGGUAUAAAGGAACAAAAGAUGCAAUUAAUUACGCUGCAGAAAAUGGACAUCUUGAAGUACUUAAAUAUUUACAUGAAUUAGGGUAUAAAGGAACAAAAGAUGCAAUUAAUUACGCUGCAGAAAAUGGUCACCUUGAAGUAGUAAAGUAUUUACAUUCAAAAGGAUAUAGAUGUUUAAAUUGGGCAAUUAAUAAAGCUGCAGAAAAUGGCCACCUUGAAGUAGUAAAGUAUUUACAUUCAAAAGGAUAUGAAUACUUUCAUGUUGCAAUUGAUUAUGCUUCAAUGAAUGAUCACCUUGAAGUAAUUAAAUAUUUACAUGAAUUAGGGUAUGGAUUCAUUUUAUAA